Molecule: messenger RNA, 2436 nt
Organism: Glossina fuscipes
Lineage: Eukaryota; Metazoa; Arthropoda; Insecta; Diptera; Glossinidae
Exons: 5
Coding region: 1-2436 (811 amino acids)
Biological process (GO): proteolysis
Molecular function (GO): aspartic-type endopeptidase activity; nucleic acid binding
Source: RefSeq, a predicted model, not a curated record
AUGAAGAAGUAUUGGAGGAGUUUGAAACAACUAAAAUUUAAAUUAUUAUCGUCAAUAAUUAGCAAUCCUACCGAUAUUCGUCCUUACGCUCGUGUUACCGUUUUUGAUGAACAAGUGGAUGGUUUGUUAGAUACUGGUGCGUCUAUUAGCUGUGUCGGAAAUGCCCUAGCUGAGCGAAUUCUCCAAAUGAACAUUCCAUUUAAAAAGAUGUCAUCAACUGUAAGAACUGCUGAUGGUAAACAACAAAAGAUAGUUGGUUCUUUAAAAACUCUCAUCAAAUUUAAAGGUAUUGAGAACUCCAUUGAGUUGUUCAUUAUUCCUUCCUUGUCACAAUCAUUAUAUUUGGGAAUUGACUUUUGGAAAUCCUUAAAUAUUCUGCCUGAUUUUAGUCUCUUUUCAAUUAGCGACACAGAAUUCAAAGAAAAGAAUCAAGAAGCCAAAUUUUGCAAACUGGAUGCUGCGCAGAAAAGCUCCUUACAGGAUGUAAUCAAGUUAUUUCCGUCAUUUGCAAAAGAAGGACUAGGAAAGACUAAACUUAUUGCCCAUUCAAUCGAUGUUGGUAAUUGCCGGCCAAUCAAGCAACGUCAUUAUCCUGUCUCACCUGUGAUCGAAAAGAUGAUAUAUGAAGAGUUAGAUCGAAUGUUGAAUCUAGGAGUUAUUGAAGAAUCACUUAGUCCAUGGAGCUCGCCCGUAGUUCUAGUUCGUAAACCUGGCAAAAAUCGACUUUGUCUCGAUAGUCGAAAAGUUAAUAUGGUGACUGUUAAAGAUGCUUAUCCUCUCCCUUUCAUUGACGGUAUCUUAAGCAGACUACCAAAAGCUAAGUUUAUUACGGGAUUAGAUCUAAAAGAUGCUUUUUGGCAGAUUUCCCUAGAUGCGGAAUCUAAGGAAAAGACCGCCUUCACAGUGCCAGGUCGUCCGCUGUAUCAAUUUACGAUUAUGGCUUUUGGUUUAUGCAACGCACCUCAAACGAUGUCUAGUCUCAUGGAUAAAGUUAUCCCGAAUGAGUUGAAAACAGAAGUUUUCGUUUAUCUCGAUGAUUUGCUGAUAGUUUCGAACGAAUUUGUUCAUCAUCUGGAGGUAUUGAAAUUAAUUGCAAAAAGAUUUAGGGAGACUGGAUUAACAAUAAAUGUGGAAAAGAGGACAAAACGAAAGUUCCUUUGGACAUCAGAAGCACAGAAAGCAUUCGAUGUGCUGAAAACUAAGUUAAGUACUGCUCCUGUUCUUCACAGUCCUGAUUUUUCUAUGAAUGAAGAAGGCGAUGAGUUACCAAUAGCCUUUAUGUCAAAAAAGUUAAAUAAGGCUCAACGUAAUUACACAGUCACUGAGCAAGAAUGCUUAGCUGCGUCAGAUUGGUCACUUAAAUUACAAGCCUUUAAUUUCAAAAUUAUUCAUCGCAAAGAUCAUGAAAUAUUUGUUGACUUGGAAUCUCCUUAUUUUGAAUCAAACGAAUAUUUAAAUUUGAUCAAGGAAUUUCAAGAAAACCUCUCGAGUUUCCCAGAUAUCAAAAUAACGGAAGGCCGAAUUUAUAGGCGUAGCAACAGUAUACACAACGACGCCUUGCAUGACGAAUUUUCCUGGAAGCUCUGGUUACCAAGAGAAAUGACGAAUGAAGCAUUAUGGCGUGCUCAUGCAGAUUGUUUGGCUGCGCACGCUGGAAUGAAUAAAACCUUGGAAAAUUUGAGAAAAUACUAUUAUUGGUCUGGUAUGGUCAUCAGUGUUCGUGACUUUAUUAACUCUUGUGAAGCCUGUAAAGUUAACAAGCAUCCUAACCAAAUUCUCCGACCACCCAUGGGUAAAAUGGCAGACACAGACCGGUUUCUAGAAAGACUUUAUGUCGAUUUUGUUGGUCCUUAUCCACGCUCUCGUAGGGGAAAUAUCGGAAUACUGGUAGUAUUGGAUCAAUUUUCCAAAUUUCCUUUUAUCAAACCUGUCAAGCGACUCAAUACUGAGGUGGCAUAUCAGAAGAAUUGGGAUGAAGAACUGAGUGGUAUAGCUUGUGCUUUGAGGUCGAGCAUUCAUUCUGCGACCGGUAAAGAACCGUAUUAUGUUGUAUUUGGUCAACACAUGGUUACCAACGGUAAAGCUUACUCCCUAUCGCGGAAGCUUAAACUUCUGGAUGAUCAUUCAUUACGAUUAUCUCGUGAGGAUUCAGUUCAGUUAACAAGUCGAUUAACUAAACAUCGAAGAGCAAAGCAAUUUAACAGAAACGAAAAGAGCUACAACUUAAGAUCCACGGUGGUGAAUUUUGUUGAAGGCCAAGAAGUUAAUCGAAGAAAUUUUAAACAAUCCAGCUUUGUUAAAUGUUAUAACGCUAAACUUGAACCGGUUUUUGUCAAAGCUCGGAUACGAAAAAAAAUUGGAAAUUCCUGCUAUGAGUUGGAAGAUCUGCAGGGUAAUGUUGUGGGAAUUUAUCAUGCUAAAGAUAUUAAGCAGUGA